Messenger RNA from Dipodomys ordii (Ord's kangaroo rat), 1977 nucleotides. RefSeq names its product proline rich 3 (gene Prr3). NCBI's taxonomy places the organism in Eukaryota, Metazoa, Chordata, Mammalia, Rodentia, Heteromyidae. Bases 219 to 953 code for a protein of 244 amino acids. Gene Ontology annotation, molecular function: RNA binding; metal ion binding. The transcript has 4 exons. The record is from RefSeq and is a predicted model, not a curated record.
GGAUGUGGCGAUUUUAGGAUGCGACAAGCCUUCUCGUCUCAGGCCUUCAGGCCCCUCGAAAAGCCCGUCGACUCUAUGGCACGCCGUAAGUUGCGGGUUGUGGUGCUUUUCAGCAUGAGGAGAAAAGCGGAGAAAAAAUUAGCCACUUUUAGAAACGCAGCCAAGGGACGGCCCGAGGUUGCCGCCACGCCUGGCAGAGACCGGCGAAGGCAGUUUACAUGAGAACGCGGCCGAAGCCAAGAUUCCCCGCAGCCUUCCGGAAGUGGGACGGUGGGAGCCUCGGUCUCACGGACCCCCGCCCCCGGAAACGGAAACAGAAUCCCAGUGUGCCCCUUCCCCACUGCCCUCCAAAUCCCUCUGCAGCCAUUGCCGCAGCCACGAUGCCGAAACGAAAGAAGCAGAAUCAGCAGCAGCAGCAGCCGCCGCCGCCCCAACAGCCUCCACUGUCUGAGCGGGAUGAGACUGGAGAUGAGGAAGAUGAGAGUCCCAUCGGACCACCCAGCCUUCUGGGCCCUCCCCCCAUGGCCAAUGGAAAGCCUGGUGAACCCAAGUCAGCUCUUCACAGAGGCCCUCCAGGAUCAAGGGGACCAAUGAUUCCACCACUGCUGAGCCUCCCUCCUCCUCCCCGGGGCAGAGGCCCAAUUCGGGGAGGCCUAGGCCCCAGGUCUGGUCCAUAUGGUCGUGGAUGGUGGGGAAUUAAUGCUGAACCUCCUUUUCCGGGGCCGGGCCAUGGGGGUCCCUCCAGGGAAAGCUUUCACAAAGAGCAGAGAAACCCUCGAAGGCUCAAAAGCUGGUCUCUUAUCAAGAAUACCUGCCCACCUAAGGAUGGCCCCCAGGUUAUGGAAGACAAAUCCAGCCGCCCUGUCUGCCGACACUUUUCCAAAAAGGGUCACUGUCGAUAUGAAGACCUCUGUGCCUUCUACCAUCCAGGCGUCAAUGGACCUCCUCUGUGAGACUGUGCCUUCCCAUCCAGACUGGAAAGAGUCCUCUAACCUAGUGGCCAUGUAUUUCCCCGUGGCCUAGUGACAGCUACUCCGAGGCUCUUCCACCCAGCACCCUCAGUCAAGUGACCCAUUCAUCACCAGCGCACAGUGCGCACUGGCUCUGAUACAGGCUCCAGAGACUCACCUUCAGGACCCCAUCUUGUUCCCUUCACUCGGAUCUUCUUCGCCAAGUGACUGCUUAACAGGAAACCUUUGGUGCUCUUUCUUGUGCAUCUGUCCACCUGUUCCCCAGUAUUGCCCUCGAUUCCUGAGAGCCCUGGAGCAGUUUGCUAUCCUUUCUAGCUGGUUGUCCUCUUUACGUGACACCCCAGUGUUUUCAGCUGCUUGGGAAACUUGCCAGGUUAUCUGGCUGACACACAGUUACUUCCUGAACAGCCAUCCCCCUACUUUUGGAUUUUGUAGUUUCUCUGUCAGUAGCAUGAUCCCCACCACUAUGGUCUGUGAUCACUGUGCUUUGUGAAACUGUGCAUCCCCCUGUAGCCUUUCUCAGUGUCCGUGGCAUUUUUGUGACUUCCCAACACUAGAAUAAGUUUUUUCUUAGUACCCUCUAGCCUUUCCCUAUCUCCCAACAUGGAAGAAUUGUGAAACUUCCCCCAGCCUGGUCCUCCCCAUUUUGGUGUUGGUUGUUCUGAGUCUGACAUGGGCCAGUAAUGUCUUGUAAGGCCUCAGACAACAAGCCUUCCUCUCCAGCCUAUUUUAGUUAGGCUCUGUCAUUGUGAGGCCACCAGCCCUUUCAUUUGAAUUCUGUGAAUCUCUACCUGGCCUGUCUUUGGGUGGAACCUGUCCCCCUCUUCCCUCACAUCCCUGGCACUGGUUGUUUUCUGUGAAAACGGCAGUGAACAGGUUCAGUUCUGAACUGGCCCUGAGGAAAUGGGUCAGGAGCUGUGUAGGCAAGAGGGAAGGAUGACUGCUGUUGGAGAACUGAGAAUGAUUUUUUUUUUCUUUUUAACAUUUUUUAUAUUAGUAAUAAACA